UUUAUUCAAUUUAUGCAGAUCUGAAGCAAUUUUUUGUUUGGAUUCGACCAAAACCUGUCCAUUAAUAAGUAUGGAUUCAGUAUGUACCGAUAGCAUGUAGCUAGUCAUCUCCAGGAAAGCUCCUCUGCCUUCCGGGCCUCAUCCUGCCCUGAUGAUGGUUUCCACCAAAACAGCGGUCGGCAACUCGGCUUUGGCAUUUGCGGGAACUACGAGCGUAUUCUCUUCCACCUUAACUCGCUUUUUCGGCCGUGCCAAAGGCGAGUUGAUCCGUACACCGCUGCCACCGCCCAUGUUCGCAUCCGACCAGGAAUAACGUGACACACGGAAGCACUCAUCUCAAAGGUUCACAGUACAACUAACUGGUUAAAUUUACCUGGAUCAAACCGCAGAGGUACAUUCUUAUUCCACGUGUCGGUGCGUAAUCACCGAGGAUGGAGGGUCUCCCUGAAGCUGCGGGAAUGAAUCUCUCGGAGUACAACGAAGCCAAGCAGACCGUUGAAGACUUCUUAUCGCGCGGAAACCAUUUGGUGGAAGUCGGGAGCUACUCCGAUGCUCUGCUUGUCUUCACCCAUGCACUUAGCAUUUAUCCCAACCACGUGCAUUGUUACAUUGCCCGCGGAUAUGUCCACCAAGAGAUGGGAAAUUACGAAAAAGCAGUUGAAGAUCAGUGGCGAGCCGUUGAGUUAGAUCGGAAAAACCCCGUUGCCAGAAAAUAUUUGUCUAUCGCACUGACGGCACUCAGUCGGAAGAUGCUCAUGGCUGGAAAGAUUUCUGAAGCACAAAAACUUCUCACUCGUAGUAUACACGUGUAUCCCGAAAAUACGGAUGCUCGAGAAAUUCUCCGGAACAUCGAAUUGAACUUCUCAACGAUGGGAGACCAGGUCGUGGAUGAAAAGAUUCGCGCUCAGGAUGCGGGACAGAAUGAGCAGAUUUUCAUCGUGCCGAAGCUGGAAGCCUCAGUUCCUCCAGAGAACAGAGUCCCAGGAACUGUUCUGCUGCCGUGUCCGUGGUCUCCCGGAGACCAGAAUUCGCGUAUGAGUGAGCACGAAUUGCCGCAAUGGUUCAACCGAAGUCCGAGCAAACAGGCCAGUAAUGCGUUUGAUACAUCCAUGGCCGAGUUCAUGUCGAAGUUCGACGAUUUGGAGUCUCUAUGGAUGCGUAGUGAAGUUGUUCCGCCCGGGUUUGAGCAAUUACGAUCUGACAGUGGAUAUUCGACGAUGGACGAUCAAGUGCGCCAACAACAAUGGAAGCAGCCCAAAUUUUACCAUCAUAAGGGUGAGAGCAGUUUCAAAGAAGUCGUACCUCGACCAUCUUCUGGUGUUGCUACAUCUGUCACACAUCGUGGAAGCUACGGUCCUUUGGCUCCGUUAACUGUUACCAUGAGAUCAGGCGAAGAAUCCCGACCCAGCGAAGACCUGCUGAUUUCUCCGAAAACCCACUUCAAGCCCAUUCAAGACGAGAUGUUCAACGAUGGCACGACGUUUUCUGCGCCGACGACGAUCGAAGAUCCCGUUGAGUUUGUGCGGGAUGCCAGUGGCGCCUUUCUUACGUUGACAGCUGACUCGGGCUCGAAUUGUGGUUCUCCGAAAAAGUAUAUGGUGUACCGGCGAAGCAAAGGCGAACAAUGGGUAGAACAUAGACAGGCAGAAGAUGACGACGACGAGGAGACGGAUGAGGCGAAUCUUGCACGUGGAGGAACCGUGGAAGACGUGGAACCUUCCCAGAUGACGUUUUGCAAGAAGAAUGGCCCGGGGCAGAACUUCGUACCGAAAUUCAAGGUACACUGCUCUAAGCGAGAGAAGACGUGUCAGACUGAUGAGCGGGACGUGAUGCACGCGAAAGUGUCGAAUGAGCAGUUCAUCAACGAUAUGUUUGUGGGCGCCCCGAGGUCGGGGCACGGGUUUCCGGCGCAUUUCAAUCAGUCACCGCCGAGCCACGCUGAGAAGAUCCAACAAUGCCACUUUCGUGGCAUGUAUGCUACUACGGUGAUCCGAGAUACCCGAGAUAAUAAGACAGAAGAAAUUAUGUAUGCUACUACGGUGAUCCGAGAUAGGUAUUCGUCCUGGGAAGAUGAUGACAGUAAAAAUCGCGCUGCCCCACAAGCCAUGGUUUUUCCAUUGGAGAUGGACGACGCCCGACGGGAAGACGACGACGAAGAGUUGCUCCUGCACGACAUCCAUGUGUUGCGAGAAUUGGAAUUGAAAGGCGACGACGUGAAUGAAGAGGAGGAAGCGGAAGAUUCUGGCUUAACUGACGUCGUUGCGGCGCGUUCGUUUGACAACGCUAAUGAUCAGAGUUGGGAGCAGUCGCCACAAGACGGUUUCUAUCCGAUAUAUUCCGAAGAGGACGGAUACGGUGUGGGCCAUUAUGGUGAAAGCGUUCCUGUUGAGUACUUGGACAGCGACUUGUACGAUGCCAUGUUUGGUCUAGAUGCCUCAAGGCCCGAACUAUUUCUGUCAUCUUCGCUUGGCUCCAAGGUUCGCAAGCGUAACCACUCGGGUGCAGAUUCGUCGUUUCGUAAACAGCGUUUCCGUGGCUCAAAUUGGGCUCCAUGGCAGCGUCGUCCAGGAUCCAACACUAGCACGCCAUUGUUCAAAGAGCGUCCUUGCUCUUUCUUUCUUGAGGGCAGCUGCAAAAAGGAACACGACUGCAAGUUUUCGCACGAUUUGGCGUCGAUUGCUUGCCGAUUUUUCGAAGAGGGCUCUUGUUUGAAAGGGGAGCUGUGUCCGUUCAGACACGGACCUGCGCCCGAAACGCCGCCGGGCUCGUACCAGUUCGGAUCAUCGCCAGGCAGCUCCUUGUCCGCACAGUUUCAACAGUGGAGGGCCCAGCAGAAGUUCGAUUCGAAAGCCUACGAUGGCAGCGCGAGGUCGCUGAAUGAUCAACGUCGCAAGUACUACGCUGCGCGGAACGCGAGUGGGAAACGGCAGCGCCACGGCUCUGCUGCUGCCGCCGUCCAGCGCGAAGCUUCGUACGUGUUGUGCUCUGAGUCGGAUUUUCCGGCCCUUUCGGCGUCUGGAAAAGACGACGGUCGGAGCCCCAACGACACGGUGCAAGUGACGUGCUCUUCAAACGGCCGACGCGCUCGUCAGAAGAAGAAACAGAAAUCUGGUGGACAAGACAACCGAGACGUCGUCUGCAAAUUUCUUUCCGGCAGUCGUCAGCAUCCUCUGCAACAGGCGAUGCAGCAGCAGCAACAGACGUCUCCGGACGCAUUCUUGGAUUUGGAUGCCGCUCUAUUGUCGCUCAUCAUGGAUCCGGAAACUGAAGGAGAAGACGGAGCUGGUGGCAUACAGUCAUCUACGUUUUAUGGAUCUGGGUUCACAGCGACAGCAGCUGCUGCCGGGGUUUCAAUCUGAUGAGACUUUUUUUUUUUUUUAGUUCCUGGGGGACCUCUUUCAGAAACGGACCUUAUGGUCAAGUUGCGGCAGAAGCUGUUUUUCUUUUCUGGAUGAGAUCAUUGAGUCUCGUAUUAGAGCCUACUUCCGGAUGAAAUAGCGAUGAGUUUGUAUGUCACAAAUCGAAAUUUCACGAAUCCCAAUUCUGCAUUUUUCGUCAAUCGUUGAAGGGAAAACCAUUAUUCUCAAUCAAACACAGCUUUUGCUUCAUCUUGACCCUCUGAAGGUACAAUCCUCGUUAGACCGAGAACGAAUCCGUCAACUCUGCGCGACUGGAAUCCGACUGCUGAUUUACUUGGUAAUGGGUGGUGCAAAAGGAGAAAAAAAUGCUGCUGCAGCAAAAAAAAAAAAACUGUUCGUUAGACAACACUUUCUGAGAUGAGGCUUGGUUGCGUGUACCUCGUCGGAAGCGAAUAUACGAGUUCUGGGAGGAUGAAUUUUUUCCUGGGACUCCCAGGAAAAAGUCUGUGCAAGUCACAUGUGGAAGAGUUAGGUAACUAACGGUAUGGUAAUGUUACGAGCUUGCCGGAAGCGAAUGUUCGAUUUUGUUCGAGGUAAGAGUGGGGCUUUUUUGGCGUUUCUGCGCGUGAUUCCAUUCGUCUUGUGAGACUGAAAAUAUUUAUUUAUGAAGUAUAGAUCAUGAAUUUGCUUUAGCGUUUGUCCCUGUUUUCGAUAUGAUAUUAUACGGUAGUUUUAAAAUCCAUGUAAACUAGGAUUCUGUUCGAAACCGAUCGUGUUCUGUUGCAGCGUAUGUUUCAUCAGCUUCGCUAAUCAUUGAAUUGAAUGAUCUUCGAAACGAGAGAGAAUAUUUUUUUUAGUUACUUAUGUUCAAACACAUUAUUUCUGGCUUAGCAGCGAUCAAAGUGUUGCGGAGGUUUUAUGUUCGAGGUCCACGUGAGUUUUAUUUUGGAACAAGGAGGGGGAAAAGCUUUUUGUGCGAUGUAAGAAAGUGAGUGUUUUCCGUGACGUCUUGUGUAAACAGGGAGACGCAUUUAUCGAUCGGAUUCUCAGUUACUUCGUGAAAUAUUCUGGGGUUUCGUGAUGUUUCUUUUAGAAUUGUGAAAAGAAGCAUGAUUAUUUUUGUGAAUGAGUGGAAUUCGUGAGUUUUCGUUGUCGUGGCGUAGUGUGGCAGUUUCUUGAAGGUUCAGCCUGAAGCUUCAGUUUAUUUCUCUUUUUUUGUGAUUUGACAUGAUCUGGGUUUGGUGGGUUGGCAAUUUUGGGGAAAUUCUUCAGCAAACAUAUUAUGGUAUAUAUUCUGUUCCGUUCGUCAUUGGUGUGGGUUUUUCAAUUCAGUCUGCCGAUUUAUUGAAUGGGAUCGUUGACAGAAACGAUGAGUUGUAAUCUUCGCGUAGCUGCGCAGAAAUCUUCCAGAUUGAACGCUACUGUAGUUGUGAAGUGUCAUUGAAGCGGCUUACGAUGGUUUUGGAUCAGCCUGAUGAAGUAACCUCUGCAAAAUUGCUGACUGACCCUGGAAAUGUUUUGUGACUUCGUCCGCGCAAAUGCAGAGUAAUGAAUGCGUGAAGAAAACGUUCUAGUCCGCUGUGGCCCCUCGGGAGAGCCACGAAAUUAGAAGAGAAAUCCUAGUGGGGUGGGUGUAUAUCGUUCCAUCCCAUCAGUAUUGUGUUUGAGCGUCCAUCGCGGCAACUACUGAGGAAAGACGCGAAUUUUUGCUCGGUUGAAAGAGAGGAGGGAAGUAGCUGAAAGCAAUAACCUGGGAAAAUUGAUGUGUGUUUGCGGCUGAUCACCGUUAGGGUAAGCUUUUUAACGAGGCUUCUGCUUGACUCUAGCACACGGUUCACGGAGAAAAGGGUUCCUUUCAUUGUGUUGUUCGGUUGGUAAUUCCUCUGAAUGUACCUGGAAAAGAGAGAGAGAGAAAAAGAAUAGCAAGAAGGGGUUGAAUUGGGUGAAGGACAGGGGCACUUGCACUCAUUAUCGAUGUCCUCAACAUGGGCAUUUCUUCUGAAACUUGAGUUCUACUUCAAAGAUGUGUUGCGAAUCUUUGCAUUUUUUGGUUGACUUUGGGAGGCCCGUAUUUCUGAAGGUGAACGAUUCGUUAUCUGGAUUUGACCUCAAUGCCAUUAUGCGCGUUAAACUGGCCUCCCAGAGUUGUUUGCUGAAACAAAUGCACAUGUAGCAGCCGACAACUCGCGGAACUGGUGUUAAGCACCCAGUCAUGUUUGGAAAAAUGUCCAUGUUGUAUUCCAAUGUGCAAGUCCUCGACAAAAAAAAAGAGAUGAGAAUUUCAUUGACAACUUUGGUUGUCAGAGGGAUUUUUAUUCACAAAUUUCGACUUGGAAACUUCCUGGAAGGGGGAAAAUAUAAUGCUUUGCUGUUGGCCAGAGCCAGGAUUUUUCUGGGUCAUGUGCCUGGUUCUGGAAAGCAGCUUUGAUGUCCCUGGACAGACGCCAUCACAAUACUGUCUCUGGAAAAAUCAAGGGGAAGAGAAGAACCUUUGAGAGACAGAGGAAAAAUUUUUUGACAUGACUCAGGGUCCUCUUACAGAAUUGGGAAAGGAAAUAUGAAGGAGACGAAAUGGUUAACAAUAGGCUUUUCCGCGGUUUUUACCCUCUGUGUGUGUAGGUGACGUGCUUAGGUUUCUCUGCUGCAUUAUUUUUUUGGGAGCACUCGGAAAUCCUCGGCUUUUUGGGGAAAUCAUAAUACCUUUGAUUACAUGCAGCAUUCCCAAUGUCCCGUGCUUCAUUUCAGCCACAGAUUUUAUAUCUCGAAUCGAAGUAAUGAGAACAAAAAAUGAAGAGGAUCUGGAAAAAAAA
Messenger RNA from Notodromas monacha, 6169 nucleotides. NCBI's taxonomy places the organism in Eukaryota, Metazoa, Arthropoda, Ostracoda, Podocopida, Cyprididae. The record is from the annotation of a GenBank genome assembly.